AUGAGAAUAGCAACAGCACAAAGGAUAUAUAGGAAUAGUAAUCAAUGUCUCUACUAUGAUUACUUAAAAUAUGCUCCCACAAAAACUGACUUCUAUAAGCGGAGACGGGAUCAUCUAGGCUUGUAUCACUCGGAAAGCGUCAAAAGGGAGUGUUUAGGUGUGCCAACCUUCCGAUACGUGGAACUUUAUAAUGGAGGAAUUAACACCUCUGUUGCUAUCUACUUUGCACCAAGUCGGUCCCCUGUCAGGCCAAUUUUUCUAGGACCAGAUACCAAUGAAUGUUUUACAUAUAAACGUCACGUUUUCUUGUUGGGUUUGGCAGCUGGAUUAGUCAGUCUUGGAUCACUCUGGCUGUAUAAUAUUUUUGAAUGGUGUUCAAAUGUGUUUAUGCACAAUAACUAUGAGACCGGGAAUGACAAUUUAGAUGAGUGUAAACAGCGUACUGGUUGUGUCCCAAAAACGACGCCCAGCUUUAGAGAAAGAACAACUUUAGUACAACCAAGGAAAACAAAAAUGAACCAGUUUUCUUCUGUAUACAAUACUUCAUACCACUACGGUUAUCCCCUUCAUUAUGAAAAGAAGUCUCCGGAAAAAUAUGACAUAUGUACCAGUGGUGCUGUUUCCAAUAGUUUAUCCAAUAGUUAUGACAUUCAUUUAGUUCAUGGAUCGAAUCUUUUGUGGACCAGCGCGUGUAUGAAUUGCCCUCAUUUUGCAUCAGGUUCAAAUAAAAUAUGUACAAUUUGUUGGCUUAAUAUGCCUGAUUAUUGGCUUUACGGUCCAACAUGGUGUUCAUCUGCUGCUCCAUUUCAUAUUAGUCAGUUAUACGGAAAUACUAGUAUUUUGGGGUUUCUCAUAUGCUUACAAUUGUUAUACAAAGCUGUAUGUUUAGCCUGUUGUAAAAGUGUGGCUACACGCUCUUGUUCCACACAAACUAAUUUUCCAUCUCCUUCAAAUUCCAUAAACAAUGAUUGUACUAACUGUUCACAGCAGCUGUUGAAUAAUUCUUUUAAAUUUGAUGGGGAAUGUGUUACAACAAACAAUCUUCCAGUUACUCGCAGCAUAUCUGAGACGGUUGUUUCUGAUGACUUACUUUCACAGUUCGCAAAGGAUAGAUUAAAUUCUCCAGAGUUAAGCCAGUCGCUACAAGUUUCGAAAUCAUUUGACAUGAAAUUCGGUAGAAAUGACUUGUAUGAUAGUAAUGAACAAAGUUUGAAACAACUCUCCAUGUCUAUUGAUAAUGUAUUCUUUCCAAGCAUGAAAGAUGAACGCAUGGAAUACCCUUUCACAAAUAGUGAAUUAUUAUGUGAUGAAGACUUUAUUCCAGCAAUGACUUUUAGCCUGUCUACAGAUCAAUUGUUUUCAAAUGUAGUUGACUUACUCGGUACUAAACAACCUGACUAUCGUGGUGGUUCAUCAGAGAAAAAGUCACUGUCAUCAUCUUCACCAUCAUCUUUGAUUCAGCAUGUACAUAGUGACACUGUAUUAAAGAAGAAAAUCAAACGAAAUGAAUCUGUAGACAGUUUACCAGAGGACAACACUUCAGCUAAUCAAAAUAUCAAUAACUCUCUUCUAAAUCAUCGUUCGCGUUUUCAUUCCAAUUCAGGUACAUUGUCAUCUUCAGCUUCUCUAUCAUGUUUAUAUAUAGAUGACAAUGAAGGCUUUGAAUAUGAUGAUAUCAUUUCAAUAGAAAUGAAUAAAGACCACACAAUUCAUAUGAAAAACAAUAAAAACCCGGUGAAGAUUGAAGACUGCAGUCAAAGUGAUCAUUACAACGAAGAUGAUAAUAUUGAUGAAGAAGAAGAUAUGGAAGAAGGAGAUGAAAUUAUUCUUCGACAACUGGAUACUUUAUCAACUCUUCUUAAUUCUAAAUCAGAUAGUUAUUCACUCGAACAACUUAAUGAAUCUACAUCCCUUCUAAACAAAGUUGGUAACAUCAAUGAUAUUACUGAUGAUGCAGCAUUAGUAACGUCAGCACCAUCAUCACUCUUGGAUAAACAAUGCAAUCAUUCUUUAACAUGUCAACAUGAUACGUGUAAAUUGGAAUUCACUAAUCUUUCACAGAAAACUGUUCUGAUUACAGAUGAGUUGAAUAAACUUAGCGAUACACUGGAUCGAUUAUUAUACAAACUACAAGCUAAUCAAAUUCAAUUAGAUCAAGCUGAAGAUAACUUAGAUUAUAUGUGGUAUUUAAAAGAUAAUCUCGAUGAAGAGUCUUCAUUAGAUACUUCUGAAUGUUAUUCUACAGCUGCUUUAAGUGAUAUGGACGCUGACGGUUUAUUACAUGAGGAUACUUCUGAAGACGAAGAUCAUAUUGAUGCUGAUGAUUAUUGGUUAUCGAAAGGUAGAAUGAGUGUAUCAUCAACUCAUCCUAGUGAUUGUCAUAGUGAUCGUCAUAGCUAUGGAUAUUUAUCUAAUUCACAUGGUAGACUUAAUAAUCAUUUCUAUUCCACUUUAAGAAUGCCUCGUUUACAUUAUGAUAAUAUAUCAAACAUGGAUUCAGGAUUAGAACAAUCAGUUAUAACAUGUUCUGAAUCAUCUACAUAUAUGAUUUCUUCCAUGCCAGAGGAUCAGCUGAAAACUUUCCUCAGUCAUAAUUCAUCGUAUAAUAAUAAUAACAGAUAUUUAUCGAAUUCACAGACAUUUAAAGAUUCCUUGCAUUCAAUUUCAAAAUAUUCACGUUUCAAAAAGCGUCAUUAUCGAAUGAAACGCAUGUUUAAUCAUAAAACUAAUCGAUUUUCCACAGAAAUAAUUCCAGAUUCUGAUGGCUUUUUACAUCCAGAUUUUACUUUUGAAAAUGAUGGCUUUUUGGAUUGGUCUGAACCAAUGAAGGAGAAUCCUAUCUAG
Molecule: messenger RNA, 2844 nt
Organism: Trichobilharzia regenti
Lineage: Eukaryota; Metazoa; Platyhelminthes; Trematoda; Strigeidida; Schistosomatidae
Source: the annotation of a GenBank genome assembly